UGCAUAACCGACUGAGCCACCUGGGUGCCCCACGGGGGUUAAUAUUUUGUUGGAUAUAUUACGGGGGGGGGGUACCAUCAACCGCCCCUCUCCCCCCCCCCACCACGGGGUCUGAGUGGAAUCAGGAAAACCUCACUGCAGGUGUUGAGUUGGCACGUACGAUGCAAAACAGGCUCCUUAACCGGCCCCCGGGCAUCUCCAGCUAUGGCUACCGAGGCCGAGACUGCCGGGCCAACCUUUACCUGCUGCCCACGGGGGAGAUAGUGUACUUUGUGGCCUCCGUGGCCGUGCUGUACAGUGUGGAGGAGCAUAGGCAGCGCCACUACCUGGGCCACAAUGAUGACAUCAAAUGCCUGGCUGUCCACCCUGAUAUGGUCACCAUUGCCACUGGACAGGUGGCAGGCACCUCUAAGGAGGGGAAGCCACUACCCCCCCACGUGCGCAUUUGGGACUCAGUCUCCCUCUCCACCUUACACGUGCUGGGCCUGGGGGUGUUUGACAGAGCUGUGUGCUGUGUGGGCUUUUCCAAAUCUAAUGGAGGCAACCUGCUCUGUGCAGUGGACGAAUCGAACGAUCACAUGCUCUCCGUGUGGGACUGGGCCAAGGAGGCCAAGGUGGUGGAUGGCAAGUGCUCCAACGAGGCCGUGCUGGUGGCCACCUUCCACCCCACAGACCCCACCGUGCUCAUCACCUGCGGAAAAUCCCACAUCUACUUCUGGAGUCUGGAGGGGGGCAGCCUGAGCAAACGGCAGGGCCUCUUUGAGAAACACGAGAAACCGAAGUACGUGCUGUGUGUGACCUUUUUGGAGGGUGGCGAUGUGGUCACCGGGGACUCGGGGGGGAACCUCUAUGUCUGGGGCAAAGGUGGGAACCGCAUCACACAGGCGGUGCUGGGUGCCCACGAUGGCGGUGUGUUUGGGCUCUGCGCCCUGCGGGACGGGACGCUGGUGUCCGGAGGGGGCCGUGAUCGACGGGUGGUCCUUUGGGGUUCCGACUACAGCAAGCUGCAGGAGGUAGAGGUACCAGAGGACUUCGGUCCGGUGCGCACUGUGGCUGAGGGUCGGGGAGACACGCUGUACGUGGGGACCACCCGCAACUGCAUCCUGCAGGGCUCUGUCCACACAGGCUUCUCAUUGCUCGUCCAGGGUCACGUGGAAGAACUGUGGGGUCUGGCCACGCACCCCAGCCGGGCACAGUUUGUGACGUGCGGGCAGGAUAAGCUGGUGCAUCUGUGGAGUGCAGAGUCCCGCCGGCCCCUGUGGAGUAGGAUCAUCGAGGACCCUGCCCGCUCUGCUGGUUUCCACCCCAGUGGCUCUGUCCUGGCCGUGGGCACAGUGACUGGCAGAUGGCUGCUGCUGGACACGGAGACGCACGACCUGGUGGCUAUCCACACAGAUGGCAAUGAGCAGAUCUCAGUGGUCAGCUUCUCUCCAGACGGGGCGUACCUGACCGUGGGCUCCCACGACAACUUGGUGUACGUGUACACGGUGGACCAGGGCGGCCGCAAGGUCAGCCGCCUGGGCAAGUGCUCGGGCCAUUCCAGUUUUAUCACCCACCUGGAUUGGGCCCAGGACAGCAGCUGCUUCGUCACCAACUCCGGGGACUACGAGAUCCUGUACUGGGACCCGGCUACCUGUAAGCAGAUCACUAGUGUCGAUGCUGUGAGGAAUGUGGAAUGGGCCACUGCUACUUGCGUCCUGGGAUUUGGGGUGUUUGGGAUCUGGUCUGAGGGAGCCGACGGUACCGACAUCAACGCCGUGGCCCGCUCCCAUGACGGGAAGUUGCUGGCUUCAGCCGAUGACUUUGGCAAAGUACACCUGUUUAGUUACCCCUGCUGUCAGCCCCGA
This is a messenger RNA of Panthera uncia (snow leopard), 1847 nucleotides long. RefSeq names its product echinoderm microtubule-associated protein-like 2. Gene Ontology annotation, molecular function: microtubule binding. The record is from RefSeq and is a predicted model, not a curated record. Gene Ontology annotation, biological process: microtubule cytoskeleton organization. Lineage: Eukaryota; Metazoa; Chordata; Mammalia; Carnivora; Felidae. Gene Ontology annotation, cellular component: mitotic spindle.